AUGGAUCCUAAAUUCUUGACUUACAACGGCGUCGUGCUUCGAAGAUUUGAUGUACGCAGUUUAGAAGAUUGUAACUAUUUGAACGAUGUCAUCAUCGAUUUCUAUUUUGCCUACCUGUUCGAGUCACAUCAAUCUGACGACAUAUUGUUACUACCGACGAGUAUCUCUUUUUUGCUGGGCAACGCUCUUGACUGGGAUACUUUCAUGGCCACAAUGGAAUCUCUGAACUUCCAUGAGAAGAAACUCAUCUUCUUCACCGUCAACGACAACUCCAAUUUCUCCUCUUCUGGCGGAUCUCAUUGGAGCUUGCUUGUCUACUGCAGAAAGCGAAAUUUAUUCAUGCAUCACGAUAGCCUUCACAUGAUGAAUAAUGAAUCUGCAUUCACUAUCUACGAAUCUGUCAAUAGUUAUAUUAGUUAUGAUUCAGCUGAGUUCAUGGAAUGCCGAGCACCUCGACAAAGGAAUGGAUAUGAUUGUGGAUAG
This is a messenger RNA of Cucurbita pepo subsp. pepo (vegetable marrow), 483 nucleotides long. The record is from RefSeq and is a predicted model, not a curated record. NCBI's taxonomy places the organism in Eukaryota, Viridiplantae, Streptophyta, Magnoliopsida, Cucurbitales, Cucurbitaceae.